Molecule: messenger RNA, 579 nt
Organism: Carassius carassius (crucian carp)
Lineage: Eukaryota; Metazoa; Chordata; Actinopteri; Cypriniformes; Cyprinidae
Product: fucolectin-like
Exons: 4
Coding region: 1-579 (192 amino acids)
Source: RefSeq, a predicted model, not a curated record
AUGUACGUAACAGUUCGCCCCCUCGGGGAACAGUGCAUCCUCGCACCGCAAGAGGAGUACCCAUGGAGGGAGGGUGUGGGUUCUGGAGGCGGGCGUGGGGCAGGCGAGAGCUUGGAGGCUGGAGGCAGAGACAGGGAAUCCACAGGCCAAGCUGUACAGUCAUCCACAUACGGCUGGGGAGCUGCAAACGCCACAUUUUCCACCUGGGGAGCUGCAAAGGCCAUCGAUGGCAUCAGAUACGCUCCAGGUUCAGCCUCCAGCUGCUCCAUCACAGAUAAGGAGCUCAACCCGUGGUGGAGGCUGGACCUGCUGGAUUCUUACUACAUUUCCAGCGUGACCAUCACCAACAGAGGCGACGGCUGGCUGGAGCAAACGACUGGAGUAGAGAUUCGCAUCGGAAACUCUCUGGAAAACAACGGCAACAACAAUCCCAGAUGUGGUGUCACUUCAUCUGUCCCAGCAGGCAGUUCUGUCAGUUUCUCUUGCGGGGGAAUGGAAGGUCGUUAUGUGAACAUGUACAUUCCUAACAUCCAGGCGGUUCUCUCGCUGUGUGAGGUGGAGGUUUAUGGAACAGUCUAG